UUUGGGACUACCCUCAUGAAGAACAAGGGAGCCAAGCAGAAACUCAAGAGGAAGGGAGCCGCAAGCGCCUUUGGCUGCGACCUGACGGAGUAUCUGGAGAGCUCUGGGCAGGAUGUCCCCUACGUGCUGAAGAGCUGUGCGGAGUUCAUUGAGACUCAUGGCAUUGUGGAUGGGAUCUACCGCCUCUCAGGAGUGACAUCCAACAUACAAAAGCUGAGACAAGAGUUUGUCUCUGACCAAUGCCCGGAUCUGACAAGGGAAGUUUACCUCCAGGACAUCCACUGUGUGGGGUCACUUUGCAAGCUGUACUUCAGGGAACUGCCCAACCCUCUCCUCACUUAUGAGCUCUACAAGAAAUUCACGGAAGCAGUAUCGCGCUUCCCUGAGGACGAGCAGCUGGCACGAAUUCAAAAUGUCAUCCAGGAGCUCCCACCAUCACAUUACAGAACACUGGAAUACCUGAUCAAGCACCUGACUCACUUGGCCUCCUUCAGCAACAUGACCAACAUGCACACCAGAAACCUGGCCCUGGUGUGGGCUCCCAAUCUCCUCAGGUCAAAGGAGAUUGAGGCGGUUGGCUGCAAUGGGGAUGCAGCUUUCCUGGAGGUGCGGGUGCAGCAGCUGGUGAUUGAGUUCAUCCUGAAUCACGUGGAUCAGAUCUUCAACAACAACAGAAAAGCCAGUUGUGCAGAGAGCAUUGAGAGUGCCUCAGUUGUCAAGAGUCUGACCCUACCCACAGCCUCCCUGCCAAUGAAACUGGUGAGUCUGGAAGAAGCACAGGCACGGAGUCUGUCGGCCUCCCACCCUGCUCGGAAGGAGAGGAGAGAGAACAGCUUGCCUGAAAUUGUCCCUGUAACUGGGCCCCUCUUCCACACAGUUGUUGAUCUCCCCGACAGCAAGAGAAAAUUAUCUACCAAGUCGAAGAAAUGGAAGUCGAUAUUUAACUUGGGCCGUUCUGGCUCAGAAUCGAAGUCUAAACUGAGUCGAAACGGGAGUGUCUUUGUAAGGGCACAGAAGCUCUCAGAAAAAGCAACUAUUCGGCCUGCGAAGAGCAUGGACUCACUGUGUUCCCUGCCAGUGGAAGGGGAGGAUGAAAAGAGCAGAUUCAAACGGACAGUGACUACUGGAGGGUUUUUUGUUCCUGUGAUGAAGAUACGGACAGGAGGCACAGGCAGCUCAUAUGACCUCAGCAAGGAGAAUGAGUGGGAGCGGGAUGGAUCUGCCACGGGGGCCAAAGGAAGCUCAGAGCUGAGUGGGGAGAAAGGUCCUCCCCGGACCCCACAGGCAAAGUCACCUCCUGAGCAGCUGAAGGUCUUCCGUGCAGCAGAGAGUGCUGAAAAUGAGCAGACCUCCCUCAAAGGGGGCCACAUGUUCUACACCUCUGACACAGCUGCCAAAUCAGGUUUCCCAAGCAGCCUCUUUCCCCUGGAGGCCUCCCCUCGUCACCAGAGGAAAGCCUUGAACAUCUCAGAGCCCUUUGCAGUCUCUGUCCCCCUGCGGGUAUCCGCUGUCAUCAGCACCAACAGCACACCCUGCCGUGUGCCCCCCAAAGAGAAGGUUUCCCUCUCCAGCCUGGAGGAGCUGUCUUCCCUGGUGGCUGAGAGCACAAGCUCCUCUUCCCUGGAAGCGGGGACCCACACCAGGACAAACCAGGUGCAGGAGCGGACGGAGAAACAGCUGGGGUCCACCCUGCCAGCAGCUUCAUCCAGAGGUUCUCACCCUGAGGAGUUGGUGGCAGCCAGGAAAUCUGAGUCCUUAGAAACUUCACAGCUGGCAGCAGAAAAUCAGGAGACGUUAUGUGGGCCAAGCAGCUGCACAAGCAGCACCAGCAGCCCCCAGCAGUCCUCAGAGCAAAGUCCCAUCUUGGAACAAACACCAGCCUCAGAGGUUCAUACAGAACCACUCCCUGCAGACAAGGCAGAGAAAGGACAGCCCAAGAUAAAGGAUGUCUCCUCAGAAGGCAGCUGUAGCCAGCAGGAGAUCAAGACAGCUAAGACAGAAGAAGGGUCACACUUAAGAGAUGUGAUUGAGGAGGACCCUGCAAAAGUCCUUCUAGAACCUCUCUGGCCAGAGAUGCAGCAGGAACUGAAAAUUAUUGAACCUGAAGAGGAGCUCCUGCUCUUGCCAGCAUCUGUCCCCAAGCCUGGCUUAAUUUCUGAAUCCUCGUCUUCAGUACAAGCAGAUAGUUUGUCCUCUGGCCCAGGGCAGAGUCCAACAGCGUCUGAGCAGAAAUCUGCAAGCAGAACACCACAGACAACAACUCAGGUGCCUUUAUUUGGUGCCACUGGCAUGAAUCAACAAGAUAGCCUCCACAACUGCCAGUCUGAUGUGGCUGCACAGCAGAGCUGUGCUUCAGCCUUACCCAAACCCAGUACUCUUCCAACUACCACAGCCACUCCAAAGAACCACCACCCAGUGGUGGAGGAGAGCAGGAGUGAAUGUCUCACUCCUCCAGUGGACUGGAGGAAUCAUAGACAAUCGGAAUUUAAUGAGGUUGCCCCGAGCAAUGAAUUUUCUUGUUCCAAAGGAGCACAUCCAGAGUCAAAGAGAGAAGAAGAUAGCACUUGCCAGCUGCAGAGGGAAAAGGAUGGUCUUACCAGAGCCCAGGCUCAGAUAGAGAAGCCUGAGAUACUGACUGCUGAUGAAAGGGACACAUUCUCCUCCAAGGCGCUGAGUGGAGCUGGAAUCCAGGAGAUGAGGGAGGCCAGUGCUGUUACCAGAGCCCAUGAUGCUGGUGACCAGGAUGAUGAGGAUACCUGGACAGAUAAUGUGCAGAUCUUAGAGCUUGUGGAGCCAUGGGAGGAUCACCAGUGGGUUACAAGCCCACUUCAUUCCCCCACCUUUAAGGACAUUCAGGAGAAGAUGAUACAGGAAUUUCAGCCACAGAGCCAGAGAGCUGAGACAAGCUUUUCUGUUAGACCACGAUUCAGUCGCAGCCUCUCCCUGGACAGUAAAGACACAGUGAUGAGUCUGUGGGCUAUCCCGUUCUCUUUCCUAGAUGCCAAUGACCAGCAGCAACCAUGCAGUGACAUUCUGCCACUGACUUGUGAACUGCCCAAAACACAACCCAUCUCCCCCUCUAGCUUGGGCAAAACUAAGCAAGAUGAGAGUGGCACAUGUCCUCCGCAAGAACCUUUGAAACCUGAGGAGCUGAGGUACCCCCUCAGCAGAGAGGAAGUACCAGCUGAGAAAGAAGGACCCUCCAGAAUCCUUCUUUCAGAGCCAGAGGAAAAGAAAGUGGACAUGAACAAAGAAAACCCUUGGAACUCAAAGCUUGAACUGUCUUUACCAUACCAAAAUAGCCCAGGCAAUUCUUCACAGGUGAAAAACACAAAGGAGGAAUUAUCCACGUCUCAGGAUACUGCCCUGGGAAGAGAGACUGUUACUAAAGCAUUGUGCUCUGCCACUGAGUCACAGCUGAGUAAUAAAGGUGAAGAAACACCUCGCAAAGUGAAGACUAGGCCAUCAUCCCUCAACUUGGAUUCACUCCUUCCAGCCCCAGAUUUCUUCACAUUCGAGAGCUUGUCCAAGCCCUCUGCCCCUGGGAACCUCCUGUGUGGGCAGAAGGAAGUAAAAAGCAGUGACUCUGUCCCAUCCCUGCCGACUGCCUGCCCUGCUGCCAGCAAAGGCAUUCCCUGGGGCUCUAAUUUCAAUGCCCACGUGGAUCUAGACUUGGAUUACCUGGCAGUGGCCCAUGCCACCACUGGCCGUCGUAACUCUGCCCCUGUCAGCGUGUCAGCGGUCAGGACCUCCUUCAUGAUAAAGAUGUGCCAGGCUAGAGCAGUGCCUGUCAUACCACCCAAGAUUCAGUAUACCCAGAUCCCCCAGCCCCUGCAGGCUCAGAACACUGCUCUGCUGGCUGAGAAGAAGGAACCAGAAACUAAGCAGGCCAUCAGGCAGACUCAACGGGUUGCAUGGAGCCACCUGGAGGCCCCCAAAAGCCCACUGGCAGAGAAGAAAGCCAAAGCAGAGAAAGAAAACAGUGACCCAGCUCAAAAGGACUCAGCCUGUCCUUGGCACAGCAGCCUUGGUGCUGUGCUGGAGCCAUCUCAGUCCAGUCAUCACCCCACUCUGGAUGCCCCUGUCCUGCGCCGAAAGCGCACCUCUGAGGGGGAGGCAGUUGGAGAUAACCCACAGUCCUCAAAGAUGGAGAGGCCAUCAGGGUUCUCCAAGCCUUCCUAUAGAUCUAGGCCCGGAAGGCCCCAGAGUCUGAUUCUCUUCAGUCCCCCUUUCCCCAUUAUGGACCACCCUUCCUCUUCAGCAGACUCCAGGGUGUUGUUAUCACCCAUAAGAAGCCCCACUCAGACCACCUCUUCAAGCCCCAUUUGUGGUGAUCUGUCUGAGACUUCGUGGAAGACGCCUGAGGGGGUGACACUGCGGAACAAAAUGACCAUCCCCAAGAAUGGCCAGAGACUGGAGACCUCUACCAGCUGCUUUUACCAGCCCCAGAGGCGAUCUGUGAUUCUGGACAGUCGAAGUGGGAGGCAGAUUGAAUAGCAACUGCUUCUUGUAUUCCUUUUCUGUAGUGGGACUGUUCAAGACCAGCUCUGUUGCCAUUUUGCUCUUGUUCUAACUGUUUUGUGCAAGAUGGACGCAAAUCCUUUACGGUUUCCUGCAAAGCAUUUUUCUAUGGAGAGUCAUAGUCUUUUUGUCUUGCUUUUCCUUUCCCUUUCUCACCCCUAUCUAGUCCCUCACUGCCUGCUUUUUUGUAAGCCAGUCCCAGGGAACUUGCAUUUUCUCAUACUAAAAGUCUAGCAAGCCCCAUGAAGGUCUCAUCCUCCGUAUGGAAAAAAGGAAAAAUAAAUCUCAUUAGAAUGAGAAAACUGAACUGGGGGGAAACACUGCUCCAAAGCACUGCAGCCCAGUGUGCAGGGGCACAAUCUCUGCUGAGGAGAUCAGUCCUUGGGUCCUCCUUCCAUAGUUUCCCAGCCACCAGUGAAGGACCAUGCCUGUCCAUAUCUGUUGUCUGAUUUAGAUAGUGUGAAUAAACAGUACAAGGAGACUGGGGAUAGCUGAAGAGGAAGGUGAAGCUGGCAUGAGCAUUUCACACAGGGUGAGGAACAGCCAAGGAUGUUUCAGUGACAAACACACUACCUGAAGUUAUUGCCUCCAGCUCUAUCCUUGCAUCAAAGAUGUGUUCUUUCCAGCAUGUGCAAGGGCAGGAAUGAAAGCAGCUGAACAGGAAAUGCCUAGUUGUUGUUUUAAUCUUCCAAGUGCAAUUAACAAGUUUUGUUGCACUCAGCCACACCUUCCUUGGGCAGAUAAGAUCUGUAUGACUGGGAAAUAUGUAGCUGCCUGUCCAGCAGUAGAGACUUCUCAAGAUGGUAUCAAUGAAAGCAAAAAUAUGGUCCUAAUGAAGGCCAGUAUAAACCAUUUUCAUCAUUGCUUAAAGCCAGUUGACACCUCUGCAACUAUCUCCAGCUGUGCUCCCAUGCUGCCAACAGCAGAGAAAAGCACAAGGAUCUUCUGAUCCGCUAUUGCCCUCUUGCACUCUGGCUGACAUCUUUGACCCUUGGUCUUUCAUUGCCACUGUGUGGCAUAUCCCCAGGUGCUUCUUCCUCCUUUAAGAUUCCUCUCCUUAGGAUUUGAUACCAUUUCUUUGAGAGCAUGGCCAGUUGUCACCUCCCUGCCUCUCAGUGCUUUCCAAUUGGUUAAGAGUAUGGUAAAGAGGAUGAUUUGUGGGACUGCAGAACAGAUCAUAAACAAUAUCCUGAGAGGGAGAUUUGAAGUGAAUUAAGCUUUCUCCUGAAGGCCUGUUAUUGUUAUAGGCAAAUACAUGUUCAUAUGAGCAACAGCUGCUGUGGAAAUAGAAUUAAAGCUUCCUUUAUAAAGCCUUUCACUCUGCAUUACCCACAGGCUCAUCAAUUGCCUUGUAUGUGACUGUGGGUGGUUGCAAAGCCAGGUACAGCCCAUGCUGCCUCUGGAAUUUAAAUGUCACUAGUGACCAUGUUGGAGACAGGAACACAGGUGUUGCUGCCACCACUGAGAUUGUCCUUGUAACGGUGCUUGCAGGGUCUGUAAUUUGUGGAGAUGGCUGAGUCUGUAGGUCCUUGGAAGGGUGUUAUGGGCUAUAGUUUAAGCAGUAACGGAGCAUCUGGUAGGAAGUGCUACAGCAACCAUGUUGAGUGUCAGCCAGAAUUUCCCAAUGGAUGUGUAUUAAGGGCUUUUUUUUAAUUAGCAAACUCAAACCAUGAGCUCUUGGUCUGUACUGAAUGUGUCAUCGUGGCUGUAGGGCCCAGAAUUUGUACAGUGCUUUCUCUGCACUCUUUGCUAAAGGGGAGAUAUGCCAGAGUACUUUUGAGAAGUUCUGGGCCCACAGAUGCAAGGAAUAUAUCUUCAGCAGAAUUUUCUCCUGCCAUAUCCAAAAAGAGGGCGAAAAAAAAAAGAGGGCUUUUCUCUGUCAUCAGUUGCAGUCUUUGAUCAUCCCCAUUGUACUCCUCACUAGUGCCUAACACCAUAUCCUAGGGAACAGAGCAGAGAACUCACUCUGUGCUGUCAGUGUUGUUGAAGGAGAAUAUUUAACCAGACAAGAGCCUGGAGUUCUUGUUCAUGUCCGUGUUCUUUCACAGAUACCAGCCUAUGCUUUACUUGGGCAAGCCAUAGAUGGCAGCUCCAGAAUACACAACUUCAUGACAAUUGUAUUAUCCUCUUCCCAAGCCUGUGCCUGUGCAGUCUCUCACUAAAACUCGGGUAUUGCUAGUCCUCCUUGCCCCUCAUAGUUAGCACAGCUCUGUGCUCCAUUUACAAGGCACCCAAAUGCCUUUUUUACUGCCUCACAGGAAAGCUUUUAACCACCAUGGCUGGGGUAAUGGCAAAUGACUUGGCAAGGUGUGAUAUGAGUUAUUAUGGUAAGGCUUUACAGGAAGUAAAAGUUGUGGAAGUAAUGCCCAGGCUUUUUUGGCAUCAACAAAACGGUUUACUUGGGGCAGGGAUUUGUAUUCUCUUGGUUCCUAGAAGUUUUGACUGCCAAGGCAUCUGGAACAGAGCCCGUGAAGCUCACAAAGUGAUGUAUCAAAAGAAAAUGUGAUGAAACCUUGGCACAUUAAAAUGUUCUUUGUUUUUUUUUCUUACCCCCCCUCCUUAUUCUCAUAUAAGCUGAUCUAUGAACAAGAAAUGAACUCUGGCAAUCUGUAUAUAAUACACUGUCUCAACUCUUAACAGCUUUCCAGUAAGUAAUAGUGCUUUUGGCAUAAGUAGUGAAACUCCUGCAAGAGAAAAUUAUUAGAAAUCUUUAUUUAAUAUUAAAGAUCCGCCUCAACUAAAA
Apus apus (common swift) is the source of this 7264-nucleotide messenger RNA. It is a transcript of the gene ARHGAP31, whose product is annotated as Rho GTPase activating protein 31. Gene Ontology annotation, biological process: small GTPase-mediated signal transduction. Gene Ontology annotation, molecular function: GTPase activator activity. The coding region runs from base 16 to 4497 and encodes 1493 amino acids. The transcript is spliced from 12 exons. The record is from RefSeq and is a predicted model, not a curated record. Lineage: Eukaryota; Metazoa; Chordata; Aves; Apodiformes; Apodidae.